Messenger RNA from Kazachstania africana CBS 2517, 1386 nucleotides. RefSeq names its product sterol esterase (gene YEH1). The coding region runs from base 1 to 1386 and encodes 461 amino acids. Lineage: Eukaryota; Fungi; Ascomycota; Saccharomycetes; Saccharomycetales; Saccharomycetaceae. The record is from RefSeq and is a predicted model, not a curated record. The transcript has a single exon. Gene Ontology annotation, biological process: lipid metabolic process.
AUGUCUUCUCCGAUGAAAUACUGUCGAUAUCAAAAAUAUCAAUUGAAAUUAUUAAUUAAAUCAAUAAUUAAUAAAUUCGUCUACAUUAUAAUAUCUUUUUUUUCGAUGAUCGUCGUAGAUUCCUUCAUGGGUCUCGUACUAUUGGCAUCAUUGUAUCAUCAUUAUACUGCUACCGCAUUAGAAACCGAACCUGAUCCAAGAGAUACAAGAUCCUCAAAGACUACCGUGGCUGACAUUAAUGAUAUUCAUAUAGUUCACGAUACAAAGAAAACAAUCUUGAAACCAAAUAGAAUUUAUUCCAAAGAUGAAUUAAAAUUAGUCGCAUCGUUAAAUUAUUAUUAUUCAUUGUAUGGAAUUCAAAUUGAAGAAUUCAAAAUUAAAACAAAGGAUAAUUAUUAUUUAGACGUAUGGCAUUUGAAGCAUAAUACAACAACAAAGAAUCGUAAACCAAUUCUAUUAAUUCAUGGUCUCCUACAAAGUAGCGGUUCAUUCGCAUCAAGUGGUAAAGAUUCCAUUGCCUAUUACUUACAUAAACAAGGGUACGACGUCUGGUUAGGUAAUAAUAGAUGUGGUUUUAAAUACGAUACUUGGGACCCAAAAUAUUGGGAUUGGGAUAUUAAAGAAAUGUCAGAAAUCGAUCUAUUAGCUCUAAUGGAUUUUGUUAACACUAAAAAUAAUUAUUCCGAUAAAUUAACUUUAAUUGGUCAUUCUCAAGGUACUUCUGAAAUCUUUAUGGCUUUAAUUAAUAACAAUAGUAACAUUAGAGAUAAAAUUGAUAAUUUCAUUGCAUUAUCCCCAGCUUGUUACCCUGGUCCCUUAAUUACAAGUGAUAGUAUUGUCAUGCAAAUCUUAUCUACAUUCAUUGAAAGUAGUACAAUCUUUGGUGAUAGGAUAUUUAUGGAAAUUAUGAUGACUGUAAGAAAUUUAGUAGUUGGCCAAUCAUUUUUCUCAUUCAUUUGUUACGCAAUUUUUAACUACUUAUUCGAUUGGAAUGAUUGUCUUUGGGAUCCAAAUCUAAGAGAUAGACAUUUUUUAUUCUCACCAGUUUAUGUCUCUGUAAAAUUAAUGCAAUGGUGGUUAAGUAAUGAUUUGAACAAACUAACAUUUAAAAAUACACCAGAAUUAAUUUAUCCAGAAUAUGAAUCAUGGUUCAAUAAAGAUCCAAAAAAACAUAAUCCAAAUAUAUUACUAUUUGUACCAAAACAAGACAGAUUGGUAGACGGUGAAAGAUUGAUCAAUCACUUCUUACAUUAUGAGAGUCAUAUCAAUUAUAAAAUUUGGUACAUUGAAGAAUAUUCACAUUUAGAUGUCCUAUGGGCAACCGACGCUAAUAAGAGAAUCUCAAAACCAAUAGUAGAUUUUUUAAAGAGCAAUGAAAAACAGUAA